AUGACUGGUUUUCGCAAUGACAUGAGUGUAAAGGAGAAGCUUUAUCUGGGGUUUAGCCAAUCCUUCCGUGAGACGCUAGAGUUCAAUACUCAGGUUGGGCACGCCACAGACCGUCAGCUAUCUUCGGAUCAAAACGAGAUGAGCCACCUCGAGUUCACUCCGUGCCAUGAUCGGGGCCUUGGAGGUUCUUCAUCCUCCCUGCAACAGAAAACCAUGGUACAAGAUGUGGAAUUGCAAGACAGGAUGUACAGGUUUCCAGUCAAGGAAUCUGUGUUCAGGGAGACGAUGUAUGAGCCGAGGUAUGACUAUCCCGAAGAGAGGAAAAGACUUAUCGAGCACUUCUUGGCAAAGUCUCGAUUUGUUGAAAGUGCACAUAAACGCCUAGCGGCAGUUAUACGGCCACGGAGCAAGCAGAUCCAUACGGUUCCUGGCCUCGUGGCUCGACGACGACCUGGCCAGAUCAUGAAUAUUGAAUGGCAACAGGAAUACCACGGUUUUGCAAUGGGCAUGAGCUUCAGCGCAUUCCAAGGCAAAUCGAUGGAGGCGAACGGGUACCAGAAGCGUGGAAUCCGGUAUCUGCACUUCCAAAAGGUAGACGACGUGUACCGGACCUUUCCCGGUCCACCGCUGAUCACCGCCACGGCCGAGGACUACAGGGCCAGUUUCAGCACGGAGAUGUUCUUCCAAGAUGGCAUAGACGGAAAUAUUUCCAUGACAGAGCUAGACAUCACCGACAUCAACGGUAGGAAGCGCAGAUGGAUAUGUAUCGAAAUGUCUAGGCCUCUUGUCCAAGCAACCGGUCCAGUUCCGUCUGAGCUGAUACCCAUGCCGUGCUCGUACCUCAAGAUUUCUGCGCCGUAUGACAAAGUCUCGAUAACGACAAACCUGAUGAAAUUCGACGAACGGCUAAAUCUAAGCAGAUCCCCACAACUGGGAAAUUUCAAGAGGCUUACGGUUCAAGGCCACGGUCGAGGAACGGACGCAUACCGAGUAAGGCUGAGAUUGUGCAGUGACGGUGUUCCUAUCUUCGCGACUGGAUCAAAAAAGUGCAUGCCCUUUGCCAAUCGCACUGAAGAUUUUCUCUUCGUGAAAAACGUCAACGGCCUGCCGUGGAAGGAGACCGAUCGCCGUGUCAGCAACGCCACCAAGGCCAUGCGAAAGCACGAAUUCUGGGAGCGCUGUCGUUCGGCAGCAGAAGUUGACAAGGCCCGGUGGAAGUCUCUCCAGGACGCCAUGGCCAGAGAUGAUUGCGUUGUGGAUAUCACAUUUGAGGGGGAAUGGGAUAAGGUUGGACCCAGCGUCCAGAUGUCUCAGGAGGUUGCGCGAACACCGACAGCGGUACCGCAGACUGGCUUAUCUCCGUUCGUGCACCCGCUCCGGGCACAGGAUGCAGGGAAGGGGCGCGCCAGUAGCAGUGGAAGUUGUCGUGCUAAGGAUUCCGGGCUGCGCAACGAAGUGAAGUUCUAG
This is a messenger RNA of Colletotrichum navitas, 1467 nucleotides long. RefSeq lists its product as uncharacterized. The record is from RefSeq and is a predicted model, not a curated record. The transcript has 3 exons. Bases 1 to 1467 code for a protein of 488 amino acids. Lineage: Eukaryota; Fungi; Ascomycota; Sordariomycetes; Glomerellales; Glomerellaceae.